UGCUCUGCAGAGAGAGAGAACAAUUAUGUUCUGCUGACUGCAGACUCCGCAAGUGCGUCAGCACUCUGAAAUGAAUGGAGAGAAAAAGGAGCAAUCAGUGUUACUGCAGAGAGCAGGCAAGAGAGAGUUCAAAGCCCUAUCCUUCUAGUUCAGAUGAAUAUGUGACAAUUUCUGCACAUGCAUCUUGUUAUUAGCUAGGACUGUAUACUGUGCAAGAUGUGAAGUACUGCAAUAUAGCAAGAUGAACACUCUGCUUCUCCUCACCUUCCUCUCCAUGUGCCAUGCAGAGAACUUUGACCAGGCUUUCAACUUGGCACCUUACAGGACCAUUUACCUCUCAGAAAAUGGACCUGGACUGUUUGUUAUGAAAGAACGAGCCAAAGUGGUGUCCCACCGGGGGGGCAAUGCUACACUGCCAUGCACGUUUCAAAGGAACCCUGCAUUUGUCCCCAAUCCCAAAAUGAGGAUAAAAUGGACUAAAUUAACAUUAGAUUAUUUGAAGGAAAUUGAUGUUUUUGUAGCUAUUGGUUUCAAUAAGAAGAGCUAUGGUAGCUUCCAUGGCCGUGUGCAUCUACAAGGUGCCAGUGAGAAUGAUGCGUCACUGGUGAUUAGUGAAAUAACACUGGAGGACUAUGGAAGAUACAAAUGUGAGGUAAUUGACGGUCUGGAGGAUGCCACAGGAGUGGUGUCCCUCAAUUUACAAGGUGUAGUUUUCCCGUAUUUUCCACCUUUUGGUCGCUAUAACCUCAACUUUCAAGAAGCUGAGAAAGCCUGUCAAAACCAGGAUGCUAUUGUGGCCUCUUUUGAUCAGUUGUAUCAAGCUUGGACAGAAGGCCUAGACUGGUGCAAUGCUGGUUGGCUGAGUGACGGGUCAGUGCAGUAUCCUAUCACCAAACCUCGAGAACCAUGUGGAGGGAAGAACACGGUCCCUGGCAUAAGGAAUUAUGGAAUGCAAGACAAGCAAAAGAACAGAUAUGAUGUGUUCUGUUUCACAUCAAAGUACAAAGGGCGUUUCUACUACCUUACCCCGUCUUCCAAGAUGACAUAUGAUGAAGCAGUGCUGGCCUGUCAAAAGGAUGGUGCUCAGAUUGCUAAGGUGGGCCAAAUGUAUGCAGCAUGGAAGCUGCUAGGCUAUGAUCGCUGUGAUGGUGGUUGGCUGGCCGACGGAAGUGUGCGCUACCCCAUCUCCCGUCCACGUCGUCGCUGUAGCCCCACAGAGGCUGCUGUGCGCUUUUCCGGUUUUCCAGACAAGAAGCACAAACUCUACGGGGUCUAUUGUUUCAAAGGGUACAACUGAGAUGAUAAAAUAUUGAAGUACAAAAGGGAAGUGAAGAGAAGGAGUCAGCAUGAGAACAAACCUGUGAAACCUUUUCAAAUACUGUAUUAGAAAUAAGAAAAUAAUUAAGAACAAACUGUGUAUUAGGUGUUUUUAAAGGUUUUGUGUAAACAAUAGCAAAAAAAAAAGAAAAGAUAAAGAAGAAGCAUGUUUGUGACAUAAAAACACCAAUACCAUAAAAUGUUUCUAAAAAUGUUGCGGAAAGCUUAAAUGGUUAAUUACUUAUAGAUUAUAAAGCUACUUACAUUUUAGGUAAGACAAGAUUUCUGCAGAAUAAUCUGAUGAAGCAAGGGUGAAUAACUAAUUAUAUAUACACAAAAUUUACUAAGCAUCUAUAUAGCAUGUCAUUAGUAAUAUGGCAGUAAACCUUCAAGAAUUAGAGUGAUAUUUAUGAGCACAUUGAUAUUCAGUAGUAUUGUACUCAUGGAAAACUGAAAUGGUGGAUAAAAUAAACUUUCUUCUAUAAAGAGAAAUCUAAAACAAGCAAUCAGUCUAGUAUUUAGCCAUUAUUUAAACAGAUCUCUCUCUUUACUUUCUCUAUCUCUCAUACAGUCAUCAUCCUAGGGUGCUAAAAUGUAUUAUGCUCUUGGGGUAUAUGCUUUUUUUGUUUUUUAUUGUAUUUUGUUUAAAAAAAGACAUUUAACGUGUGGACCAAACUUUAUUUUGUCAUACUGUCAGAGUGAAAAUCAAAACACUCACAGUGUUCUAUAAUUGGUUUUACAGAAAUAUUAUAAUAAUCUAAAAUGG
Silurus meridionalis is the source of this 2083-nucleotide messenger RNA. It is a transcript of the gene hapln1b, whose product is annotated as hyaluronan and proteoglycan link protein 1b. NCBI's taxonomy places the organism in Eukaryota, Metazoa, Chordata, Actinopteri, Siluriformes, Siluridae. The coding region runs from base 242 to 1297 and encodes 351 amino acids. The record is from RefSeq and is a predicted model, not a curated record. Gene Ontology annotation, molecular function: hyaluronic acid binding. The transcript has 5 exons. Gene Ontology annotation, biological process: cell adhesion.